AGUACUAUAUUGUUUAUAGAGUUACGGGAUUAGAUCGUCUUGUGUGCCUACUACCUCGAAGUUUUCUACAACUUUGGGGUUUCAUUGUCGCCUGUUCGAUCAUUUGAAGUGUUAAAUAUUAACUUACUUUCAAAAUGUUCAACAAGAUCUUGCAACCUAUUGCACGACGUGCGGCCCUAAACCUACGAGGUAAUCAACAUCGUCUCUGUCAUCACGAGAACCACUUCAAAUAUGUGACUUUUGAAGAGGCAACUGUUCCACAAGGCUCAUGGAAAGAAAACUACGAAAAAAUGCAAAAGAAAUAUACCAUGCAACUUGUUGGUGGUAUAGGAUCAUUAGUCGCAACAAUUGCUAUUGUGCUGCAGUUUGAAUUAAUAUACUUUAACUAUGGUCCACCUAAACCAAAAAAUGUGUAAAUAGUAAUAAUGCAAUUAGUCAUAAUUUCAUAGAUAAUGUGAAGAUGCAAUGUUAAAAUCAUAAUUUUCCUAUUACUACAAUGUAUAAAUGAGCCAAUGAUACCAACUUCAUGUAUAUUGUUUAAUAAAAUUCAUUAU
Messenger RNA from Phymastichus coffea, 554 nucleotides. RefSeq lists its product as uncharacterized. The transcript has 3 exons. The record is from RefSeq and is a predicted model, not a curated record. The coding region runs from base 135 to 416 and encodes 93 amino acids. NCBI's taxonomy places the organism in Eukaryota, Metazoa, Arthropoda, Insecta, Hymenoptera, Eulophidae.